Messenger RNA from Dioszegia hungarica, 1554 nucleotides. Its product is annotated as cytochrome P450. The coding region runs from base 1 to 1554 and encodes 517 amino acids. The transcript is spliced from 8 exons. NCBI's taxonomy places the organism in Eukaryota, Fungi, Basidiomycota, Tremellomycetes, Tremellales, Bulleribasidiaceae. The record is from RefSeq and is a predicted model, not a curated record. Gene Ontology annotation, molecular function: iron ion binding; monooxygenase activity; heme binding.
AUGGACGCUGCUGCGAAGCAGCUCGGGCCCAUUGCGCAAAUCAGGAUCAGCUUCCUGUACACUUUGGUGAUCGUCACAGACUACCAAGAGACGGAAUCCAUCCUUCAAGUCAGACACGCCGAUUUUGACCGAGCCGAAGCCAAUGCUCGCUUCUUUCGACAACUGCUCCCAACCGGUCAGAUCUCGCAGAUCACUGGGCCUAUGUGGAAGCAUCACAGACGGAUCAUCGGUCCAGCGAUGACGAGCAAACACCUGUCACUGACCACACCGAGGGCGAAUGAGGCGGUGAUGAACUUGAUUGAGCUAUUCAAGCUGAAAGCGAGUAAGGCGGGCGGGAGAAGCUUUGAAUCUGAAGGAGACAUGACGAGUGCAACUAUGGAUGCUAUCUGCGGGAUGGCGUUUGGUUCGUCUUGGCAUAUCCUCGGCGGGAUCAAGGAGCAGAUUCAGAUGCUCGAGUCUGCCCCCACUGGUCAUCUUGGUGAUGCGGUCUUCAGGACCACCAGACCAGAUAUAGCCGAUGCCACAUGGUAUAUCUUCGAGGCGGUUCCCAUCACUGUACCAUUCCCCGCCAUCAUCGACUUCUUCACCUCCCUCUCCCCUACCUACCGCCGGCACAGUCGCACCGUCCGGUCUUACCUAAAGAGCAGACUCGACGAGAGUCGCGAAAAGAUCAAAGCGAUCGGUUCCGAAGCUGCGAUGGAUCUCGUGGAUAAUACGCUUGAUAUGAUGGUAGCAAGGGAGUCUAGGGCGGAGGACUGGAUGCCGGACAAUGAGAUGAUAGACGAAGUACUCCAAUACCUUGUGGCGGGUACGGAGACAUCUGGUGCUACGCUCACUUGGUUCCUCAAGUAUAUGACAAACAGUCCCUCGAUCCAGCGCAAGCUGCGUGAUCAUAUCAUCGCACGUAAGCCGCAACUGCAAGACCGUCAGCCUACCUUCGAGGAUCUCAACGCCGCAACCCUGCCAUACCUCGAAGCGGUUGUCUACGAGACGCUACGUCUUUCGCGCACAGCCGGAGGUUAUGCUCGGGAGGCAAAGAAGGACGUGACCGUGCUCGGCCACCGUAUUCCUAAAGGCACCACUGUCGUCUUCACCACGGCCACGGGGACCGAGGACCUCUCGACCCCGACCGCUGCCCCGUAUCUCCCCAAUGCGGCCCCGGCUGGUACCGACGCGCUCAUCCGCCAGACCGAAGCUCUCGCGGACGUCAGGUACGACCCGUCCGCCGCGCGCAAGAUCGGCUAUUGGGCAGCGGGGACCGGCCACCUGUUCGACCCGGAGCGGUGGAUGACUUCGAAAGGAGAGUUUGACCCUUACGCAGGACCAAGUAUGCCUUUUGGUCUAGGUCAACGGGGAUGUUUCGGGAAGAACUUGGCUGUGCUUGAGAUGCGGCUGUUCAUGGCGCAGUUGAGCCUCGCAUUCUUCUUCGGCCCGGUCCCGGAGACAAUGAACUCGACGGAGUUCUUCGAGACAGUGGCGAACCAUCCUCGCCAGAGCUAUAUACGGCCUAUGAGCUGGGAGUGCGCCGAGGCACAGGCGCAGGUGUUGGCUUAG